Molecule: messenger RNA, 3069 nt
Organism: Hydra vulgaris (swiftwater hydra)
Lineage: Eukaryota; Metazoa; Cnidaria; Hydrozoa; Anthoathecata; Hydridae
Product: nonsense-mediated mRNA decay factor SMG8
Biological process (GO): nuclear-transcribed mRNA catabolic process, nonsense-mediated decay
Source: RefSeq, a predicted model, not a curated record
ACUAUUAGUUAUAAUUUCUUGUUUUGAGUCUUAAUUAAAUAAAAUAAAGAUUGUUGGAACCAUUUUUAAAUUUUGGUGAGUUUUAAAUAUGGCUGUACUGUUGGAUAUAUCAAGCUUUCAGACAAAGUUAGAAGAAAUAAAGAAAUCAUCUAAUGGUAAUCAAAAAAUAUGCGUGGUUGGAAUCAUUGGGCGAUGUCAUCUGAAUGAUAAAGAUACUGGACUCAAUCAGCUUGUUGAUCAUAAUGUGUUCAAGACACAAAAAGAUUUUUCACAAAAGCAGGAUUCUUCUCAAAAUGAGGAUACAGCAAAGGUUCAAGUGCAGAUGUUCUAUGAUGAAGAUCAGAAAACUGUUUUUUUGCAGUUAAAUACUGUAUAUGAUUUUUCUCAGCUUCUAAAUGUUUGUCAUGCAGUCAGUCCAGAAAUAAGUCAGGAAGGUAGACAUCAUUACUGGCAAAAUCAAAUUUUGAAAGAUGCUGCUGCAAUAUUAUUUAUUUUUUCAGUCUCCCAUAUUGUAGUGAUUUUAUUUCCCACACCACGGUUUGAUUUAUUUUAUAUUCGAUUGUUCAAGAUGUUAGCUUCAGCCAGGUAUUCAAUGCUUCAUAGCUUGUCUCAGGCAUUAGCAGUUGUAGAAACAAUACCAGAGAUUUGGAGAAGUACCGGUAGACCUUGUAUACCAAGAAUUAUUUUCUCAUUUCAAAUACCUUGGAAAAAUGCAAAAGGAUUAAAUGAGGUAUCAAUCAGAAAAAUGCAACAUUCUCUUCAAGAGCAAGUUCACUUAAUUUUGAAAAAAAAUAGGUUGUUGGGAAAUUUAAGUUCAAGUUCAUUGUUCACUGUGUCAUCACCAAACCAGCUGUUUGUACAUGUUCAUCCGCAACAAAAAUGUCCUUCACCAUCUUAUUUUUAUCUUAAUGAAAUGUUAAAAAACUCCAUCAAUAUGGAAUCAAUACGUUCUGUUUACUUUGGAAAUAAGCAACAUAGCAGUAUAAUUUCACAACCAUCUCCUUUGAAACAUGAUAGUUCUGAUAAUAAAGAUAGUUUGAGUUUGCGAAAUUUUUUAUUUAAACAAAUUGAUUACAUGAUGACUGUUGAGAGCAGAGAAAUACCAGUUGAAGGGCGUCGCGGAACCCAUGUUGAGGCACCAAAUAUCUCUCUUUGGUAUGAAGUAUGCAGUGUUGUGUUUGAGUUUUUUUUAAAAAAAAAUGAUCACAACUCUCAUUUAAACACCCUAGCCCAAGCAUUGGAUUUAGAUUGGAAGUUUUCUGAAAAUCGUUGUUGCAAAGUAUUACCAUUAGCCACAAAUGCUUAUCUUGAUAAUUUGCCUUCUCAUUAUACACAAUCUGUGCAUCUGAACCAACUAAAUGCCUGUAUGCACGUUUUUGCAAUGAAUGCUCGCGGCCCAGCUUAUGAACGCUAUGCUACGCAACUUCAAGAAGAUUGUAAUCAAGUUUGGUGGAAUGGUAGACAUUUGUGUGAAGGCACAAGUAUGACAGGACAACCUUGCGUGUAUCCAUAUCAUACUUUACCCAAUUCCAAAAAUGAAAAUAGUGAAGAGAAGACUGGUGUACCUGUGAAAAGUCACUCUAGUAGAGUAACAAGUGUAUCUGCUUGCAAUUGUGGUCGCACUCAAGGAACAAGAGAAGAUCCUUUUGAUAUAAAGAGUGCAAACUUUACUUUCUACCAAGAUUUGGAGAAGAAAUGUUGUUCAUAUUUGAUUCAUUUGAACUUUCCUUAUUUUCCUAUUGAUGAAUAUACGUCAACAAAAAUUGUUUCGUCGCCUGCUGUUCUUGUAUCAAAUUCUUUAGAGACGCAAAAAAUUAAAAUUCUUGGAAGAAAUCAUUCUGUCGAUUGUAUUUCAUCUCAACCACCAAAUAUUCUUUCUGAAGUAAACACGACUCAAGAAACAUCUACUCAGCAUAGCACAUCAGUUGAACAAUUUUCUGAAAGAGAUAGAACGAUUUCAGGUUCUAAAGAUUUUGCCCAAUCUAAUCUUAGUUUUAGCGGUUUUAUGUCAACAGACCAUAAGGACAAUAGCUAUCAGACAGAAUAUGACGCCAGGACACAGUCAUUUUGCAGUCCACGUCAAUCAGCUACGACGUCUAAUUUGUUGACGACUCCUAUACACAUGCCUAACGUACCAUUUGAUGGAAUGUUAACAACUACUACGGCUCCCCAUCUUUUACCUGAGUUCCCAUCUUGGUCAUUAAUUGUACUAGGUUCAGCAAGUCUUUAUAAUCCAUUAAAAGGAGUGGAUCAAGUCGGAUUUUUUUCAGGUUCAAAUUACCUUUUACUUUGGGAUAUCCCUGUAAAACCAAAUGAUCUGACAGUUACUCAUGUUAACGAAGAGCCUGUUACAGAUGUUACGUCUCAGGAAGAACAAUGGCCUGCACCGGGUCAAUUGGUAAAAUCAACUCCCUCACUUACAAGUAACCAAACCACUGUUUCCCAAUCGUCCGGGGGUACACCAAUAUAUCAAACUGUUUCUCUGGUUCAGUCACAAGUUAAUGAGCUUUCUUCUGCCGAUAAACCUUUAAUAGGUAAAAUUAGGAAACCCAAUUCUAAAGAGACCGUUUCAUUAAAGGCAUAUAUUGGAAAUGAAUAUGAGUGUCCUAGAGGACAUAGAUUUUUUUGUUCUGCCCCUGAUAAAAUGGUUAAAGUAUCUAGUAAUGGUCACGUCCGUGAAAAUGCUAUUAAAUUAGUAACAGCUAACAUGCCGUUAUAUUUUCCGUGUCCUUGUCGAUCUUCAAAACCUUUACAUCUUGCUCAGAUAGCUCGAACAUACGUUGUUACUCCUGACGCUUCUAUCACCAUUACGCUUAAUCCUAGAGUGCAACCUGGAGAACGCGAUGUCACUCCUAUUUUUAAUACUGGUAUACGCGAAGGUAUCACUCUUCCACCAAACAGCUAUUGCGUUCUUCGUUUUCCGUAUGUAUAUAUUGAUGAAAAUGGUCCCAUUCUUCCACCCGCACCUACUCAACCAUUAUUAACUUGCCGUCUUUUGCGUGGUAUGUUUAAUUAUUCGAUUGGUAAUUGCAGUGAGGACCUUUUGAACAACUAAUAAACGUUUUUUUU